AUGCUGGGAAUUUUCAAGGAAGAUCCGGAGCUGCGGGUGCACGAAUCACAGAUUAUGCACCGCGUCAACGCCUUCCGCGGCUGGAAGGAACAGUUUCGAAAGACUGAAGGAGGUAUCGAGGCCUUCGCAGAAGGAUACAAGAUCUUCGGUUUCCAGAGGCACGAGGCCGAGAAGAAGUGGAGCUUCAACGAAUGGCUGCCAGCAGCAAGGAAAGUUUUCCUCGUAGGAGAAUUCAAUGCUUGGGAGAAGACGUAUCCCAUGACACGUUGCGAAUACGGUCGCUGGACGAUUGACUUGCCUGAUCAUGAAGAUGGUCGCUGGCUCGUACCUCACAGGUCCCAGAUCCGAUUGCGAAUCGAGUCGGAGUCGGGGACCUUCGACCGGGUGCCGGCGUGGACGAAGUUCGCCGAGGACACGGCCUUGCACGUCUACAACGCCGUGAUGUGGGAGCCGCCGCCGGCGGAGCGCUACAUCAUGCGCCACGCGAGGCCGAGGAGACCGAAGACGCUGAAGAUCUACGAGGCACACGUGGGCACUGCUGGCGAAGACGCCAAGGCUCCCCACACGUACUUGGAGUUCAAGGCAGUGCUUCCCAAGAUCAAGAGCUUGGGCUACAACACGGUGCAGUUCCUGGCCGUGGCGGAGCAUUCGGACUAUGCCUCCGCGGGCCGGCAGGUGACCAGCUUCUUCGCCCCCAGCAGCCGCUUCGGAACGCCCGAAGAGUUCAAGGAGCUCGUGGACACGGCGCACGCCCACGGCCUCACGGUGCUGAUGAGCUUGGUGCAUUGCCAGCUCUCCCCGCACGAGCUGGACGGCAUCGCGUCCAUGGACGGAACAGACUGCUACAGGCACGCUGGCAGCAAGGGCUGGCAGGAGUCUUGGGCUGCCGCGCUCUUUGACUACGGCAAGUACGAGGUGUUGCGGUUCCUCCUCUCCAACCUCCGUUGGUGGAUUGAGGAGUACGGCAUCGACGGCUUCUGCUUUGCAGGCAUCACGAGCAUGCUGUACCACUCCCACGGAAUCGGCAAGUCCUUUGCCAACUCCAAAGAGCACUUCGGCUGGGACGCGGACCUCGAGUCCGCCACGUAUCUGAUGCUGGCGAACCACCUCGUGCAUCGCCUGCUGCCCUCCUCUGGCAUCACCUUGGCGGAGGACUCCUCGGGUCAUCCCGUGCUCUGCCGCAGCGUGGAGGACGGGGGCUUCGGCUUCAGCGGCCGGCUGGUGCCCUCCAGCGCCGAGCUCUUCCGGCAGCUGCUCCAGGAGCCCGAGGAGGCCUGGAACGUGACGGACCUGGUCAGGACGCUCUGGAAGCCUCGGCGGUUUCAGGAGCCGCGCGUGGCCUACACCGAGUCUCACCAGGAGGCGCUGCGGCAGCCGCUGGGUCGGCUCCUCGCUCAAGGCGGCGACCCGUCCCGCGGCUUGGCCCUGCAGAAGCUCUUGCGCCUGGCCACCGUGGGACUCGGCGAGGGAUACUUGAGCUUCAUGGGGAACGAGUCCGGUUGCCUGGAACCUUUGAGCCUUUCGGAAGUCAGCAGUGCUUCGAAGGGGCGCCUCCCUCGCUCGGACGAGGACGCGACCUCUCCCUGCGCCUUCCUCGAGGCGUUCGACGAGGCCAUGCUGGCCCUGGAAGCGCGCUUCCAGUUUGCCACGGCUUCCGACUCCCUCGUCUCGCGCAAGGACGACUCCGACAAGGUGCUGGUACUGGAACGUGGCGACUGCCUUUUUGCCUUCAACUUCCACCCCACACGCUCCUAUUCGGAGUACCGCGUGGGCCAUCCUUGGAAGGAAAACCUCCGAGUGGUGCUGAAUUCGGAUGAAGCCCGCUUCGGUGGCCAGGGUCGGCUGUCCCAUCAGACGCUGCCUGCAGCCGACGGCUGCGAUUCCAGGUGCUGCUCGGCGAGGCUUUGCCUCCCCAGCCGGAGUGUCCAGGUCCUGGUGAGAGAGUCCCUUCUUCAAGGGGGCGUCCUGGUGCGGCUGGGCACGGGGCCAACCUCGGCCUGGCCCUUCCCCGCGGCAGAGCUGCGACUGCGGAUGGCAGAGAGCCCGAGCACGGAGGUCACGCGCUUCACCUCCGACUCCGACUCCUUGUCGGCACGCCUGCCGCAAUGGCCCAGCGCUUUCCAGGUCUAUUGGGAAGUGCAGAAGGGCCGCGUGGCACGCGGCGCCCCGGCCAAGGUCCAGCUGCCAUUCGCCCUGGAAACCUACCGAGUCCAUUUCCCGGGGACUUAUGUCCUCGACUGCUUCGGCAACCUCACUUGCGCCGGAAACGAGGCGCUCUGCGAGGAGGCUUCGUGCGGCGACGGGGUGCCCGUGGGCUCCGGGAAGGCCAAGGCAGCCCCGCUGGCCCAAAGCCGGCCCCACUACGUGCGUGCGAACAGCACUGCCGGAAACGCGAGCAACGCGAGCAACGUGAGCAACGUGAGCAAAGUGGCCAAGGAGGACUCCUCGCUGUCGGUUUCCGGGGUGUCGGCGAUCUCCGUCUCCGCCUCGGUGUCCGCGGACGCGGCCUCGGUUUCUGCGGCCUCGGACGCGGCCUCGCCGGCCUCGGCGGCCUCGGCGGCCUCGGCGGCGGUGCAGAACCUGCCCUCCACGGUGAUCGAAGUGGGCCAUGGCCGCGAGGCACCCGAAGACAAGGCGAGAUCCAGGCGCCGCACGAAGAAGGUCGAGGCCGGCACAGAGGCCCCCGCCCCGGUGAAGCGAUCGACGUCCCAGCGGAAGAAGGAGAAGGAGGCCUCGCUCUGCAAGGAGGACUUGGAGUGGCUGCAGGCCAAGAAAGUGCCUCUGCAGGACGGUUCCAUGGGCCAGCCGGAGCCAGAGCCUUCGGCACCCUCCGUGGUUUCCACUGCCUCGAAGGCGCAGGAGAGCGCCGCCGCGCAGCGCGGCGGACGAGGGAGCCGGAAGAGCUCCAAGAAGGAGGCGGCGGACUUUUUGGGCCUCUGCCCCAAGGAAAUCACCUUGCAGAAGGUCGAGGACCAAAAGGAGCCGGCUCAAGCGCAGGCUGUCUCCGCCGCGGCGCCCAGGAGCUCCCACCGGCGCCCGAAGAAGGCCGUGGGAGAGGUGCCACAUGGAGCCCCGGCCCCGAACGUGGAAGAAGCGCCAGGGCCGGAGGCUUUGCCGCUUCCCUCGGCCCGGUCGGCUCGCUCCGCUCGCUCCGCUCGCGGCUCCGCUCGGCCGGAGCGCUCCUCGUCUCGGAGAAGCGGAGCUACGGCCGAGACGGCCGAGACGGCCGAGACGGGAGGCCCUCUCUCCUCGAGCUCUUCCAAGGCUUCCGAAACGGAGGCCGCCGCGGCACCGGCCGAAGCGGAGUGCAAGGCCAAGCGCACGACUCGCUCGACCUCUCGACGGAAGAAGGUUCCCGACCGGGUUCAAACGGAACCGGAGGCGGAGGGCGAAAGGAAGCGCUCGGGAUCCACGCGGCGCCGCCGCAGAGAGAAGGCGCUGACCAGGGAGGCGUCGGCAGCAUCCGCAGCUUCGAUGGCCUCAGACGCACGGACAGAGGUUGAGGAGCCUUCGCGGGAGGCCUCUGCAGUCUCAGCGGCGUCGGUUUCUGCGGAGGUUGGCCGGGGCAAACCACCAGCCAGCAAGGAAUCUAAGGCGCUGACCAGGGAGGCGUCGGCAGCAUCCGCAGCUUCGAUGGCCUCAGACGCACGGACAGAGGUUGAGGAGCCUUCGCGGGAGGCCUCUGCAGUCUCAGCGGCGUCGGUUUCUGCGGAGGUUGGCCGGGGCAAACCACCAGCCAGCAAGGAGGCCAGGGUGUCCUGCGGAGCCUCAGAGAGAGAAGAGGUGCCGCCGAAGCCGAAGGCCAGGACGGUCCUGGUGUCGAAGUUCCAGCAGAAGGCGAAGUUGGGACGCGAGGACAAGAAGGAGCAAGCGCCCACGGCUCCCACGGCUCCGGGGAGAAAGGUCAUGCAGGUCUCUCAGGAGGGAAAGACCAAAGACUCGAGCCUUGAGAGGGAGAGGGCCAGCGACAAGCCGGAGAUCCUGCAGGGCCGCGGGCAACUGCUCUUGAAGAAGGCCAUACUCGUAGUGCACGAGUGGCCGUUCGAGCCGUUGCCGUCCCUUCUGCAGGGCUCCCAGUCGCUGCUGCAGGAGACGGCUGAAGAGGCAGCGGCCUCUUGCAUCCCUUUCUCUCGCUCUCGCGUAUCUGUAUCCGAUGGAUCGCUUCAGGAGCGUCCAAAGCGUCAGGAGAUCAGCCGGCUGAGAGAGCUGUCCAAGGCGGAGGAGCUGCCUCUGCCUGGAAUCCGCGUGGAGGUGAAGAAGGAGGCGCUCGCGUCGCUCGCGUGCCCUCCGUCGCCUCAAGCGGAGGGCUACGAGAGCUCCGGCACGCAGACUCCCAAGACCAAGGCAGGGACGAGGGGACGCGAGGAGGAGAGCUUCUUGCGACUUUGCGAGGCGGUGUCCGACGGGAGCAGCUCGGAGAGUGGCGGCGGCUCCGAGCAGAUGGAGCGGGUCUUCUCUCUGAGCGCCCUGGACGCCCUGCUGCAGGACCCGUUGGAGAAGGCGGACUUGCGCUCGCAGCUGCAGUCGGAGCAGCUGGACAAGCGGCCCAAGUACACCUCCCAGCACUUGGACACGCCGAUUGUCGUGGUCUCCUCGGAGGUGAAUCCCUGGUCCAAGACCGGGGGCUUGGCCAUGGUGGCGGGCAGUUACGGCUACGAGUUCGCCAUGCGCGGCCAUCGGACUAUGGUCGUCUCCCCCCGCUACGGCGACUACAAGGACGCCGUCUACGUCGGCUACUCCAAGAUCUGGCUCGACGGCCGCGAGCACGAGGUCCGGUACUUCCACUUGUACCAGGAUUUGGGGGAGGGCAAAGGGACGGACUACAUCUUCGUGGAGCACGAAAGCUACCACCGAGGAGGUCUCUACUGCGACCGAGACGGGAAGGAGUACGUCGACAACUUGUUCCGCUAUGCCUUGCUCACCGUCGCUGCCAUGGAAGCACCCUUGGUGCUCACAUUGAGGGGCUCAACCUAUGGCCAGAACGUGCUUUUCAUUGCAAACGACUGGCAGACGGGAUUGCUGCCCGUCUAUCACCUCUACAAGUAUCGCCGGAACCGCACCUAUCUCAACUCCCGCUGCGUCUUCGUCAUUCACAACAUCGGCUACCAGGGCAAGUACCGGCUCAGCAAAUUCCCCCUGGACAGCUAUUUGGGGCUUCCGCCGGAGGCGAUCGACUUGUUGCAGGGUGAGGAUCUGAAUUUGGGUGUGGACUGCAUGAACCUGAUGUCCGCCGCCAUCUUGGCAUCCGACCGAGUGCUGACGGUGAGUCCGAACUACGCCGUCGAAGUCCAGAGCCCGGAGGGCGGCCAGGGCUUGCACGAGAUUCUCACGGAGAAAGGACGGCAGAUGAGGAUGGCCGGGAUCCUAAACGGAAUCGCAGACGAGUGGGAUCCCAGGACGGACCCCCACAUCCCCAGAAACUAUGGCUUGUCAGACUUUUUAGAGGGCAAGAUGCAUUGCAAGAGCGAUUUGCAGCGUUCUUUGGGUCUCCACGAAGACCCGGGAGCUGCUUUGCUCGGCUUCUGUGGUCGCUUGUGCUUUCAGAAGGGCGUGCAUUUGAUCACGCAAGUCAUCCCCUGGCUGCUCACCUACGAGAACAGCGGCGUCCUGGGCCGGGCCCAGGUGAUCUUGAUGGGCAAGGGCGAUGACAUGUACGCCGCGCAGCUCUCCAACGCCGAGAACACCAACCGAGGCCGCGUCUGCGGCUACGUGGGCUUCGACCCCAAAGUCGAGCAUCGCAUGAUGGCGGGCUGCGACUUUCUGCUGAUGCCAAGCCAGUACGAGCCCUGUGGCCUUCCGCAGAUGUAUGCACAGGCCUAUGGCACCGUGCCUGUGGUCCACGAGACAGGAGGUUUGAAGGAUUCGGUGCUCGGCCUGUGGGACGAGGAAAGGGAUCGGAGGACCGCCACCGGGUUCCUUUUCUCAGGCUUCGAAGAGAACAACUUCAAGGAGCGCCUCUACCAGGCUCUCGAAGUUUAUCACAAGAAGCAGGAUUUGUUCAGGCAGAUCCAGCAGAAUGGAACCGUCAAAGAAAGAAUGAACAAAAAGGAAAAGAAAGAAG
Symbiodinium sp. CCMP2456 is the source of this 6061-nucleotide messenger RNA. The record is from the annotation of a GenBank genome assembly. Lineage: Eukaryota; Dinophyceae; Suessiales; Symbiodiniaceae.